Molecule: messenger RNA, 4359 nt
Organism: Drosophila ananassae
Lineage: Eukaryota; Metazoa; Arthropoda; Insecta; Diptera; Drosophilidae
Gene: trh
Product: protein trachealess
Exons: 10
Coding region: 661-3540 (959 amino acids)
Biological process (GO): regulation of transcription by RNA polymerase II
Molecular function (GO): RNA polymerase II transcription regulatory region sequence-specific DNA binding; DNA-binding transcription factor activity, RNA polymerase II-specific; protein dimerization activity
Source: RefSeq, a predicted model, not a curated record
UGGUUUUGUUCGGUGACGUGAACGUGACUCUGGAUUAUUCUGCACGUACUCGUCGUCAGCGACGGACGUACCGCAUACUGUACUCCGUGCUUCGUAUUCAUUAUUCCGACUUCGUAGAGCUUACCCCGCAACGUCAUCAGCUGCAGUUUCACGUACGCUGCCCGGCCGUGCAAGGGUGUCCUCUCUCUCUUACCCGCCCAGCUCCCGAUACCCUACGGACAAGUGCGUGUCCGUAAUUGGCAAGUCUCGGUCUACUCACUCCGCAGUCGCACAUUCUGCCCGUAGGCAUAACCCGGAGACGUGCCAAGUGCCCCAAGAUAAAUUAACUGGACGCGAGCGCGCUUCAUUUGAAUGCCAAUCGAUUGACGGCUAGUUUUCCGAUCUGCAGCAGCCGUGCAGUGCGUGACCCGUAAGUGUAGCCGAAUCGGGCAUCCCCGACCCGCUUUCGCAGGAUAAUUGGAGACACGUACCACACGCGUUCGAGGAUGCGACCUUCAAUUGGAGUGUCCCGUCCUUUUGAAUCCCAAUCUGAAAAGAAACAAGUGCAAUAUUAAGUGAAAAUGUGUUAGUGGUAUAAACAAGAAUUUCCGGAAACAACAAACAAAAGAUCCAAACUUCCGAAUCGCAUACGAUCCUAUAUAACUCCCCUCUCCGAUCGUCAUGUUGCCGUAUCAAGCGGCCGUGGCCAUGGACUACGCCGGAUACCAGCGCCAGCCCACUCCCGGGCACCCGGGGUCCCACAUGCCAGCCACUAUGGGACCACUGGCGAUGCCCGCUGUUCCCUUCAGUCAUAGCUGGAUGGUGCCCACUCAGGAUCUUUGCGCCAUGCCAUACAACAAAAUUCCCGGACAUCAGCAGCCGCCUGGACCUGGCAUGCACGCCCAGCAGCAGCCCAUUGAACCGGGAAUCCUAGAGUUGCGCAAGGAGAAAUCUCGCGAUGCGGCGAGAUCACGCCGCGGGAAGGAGAACUACGAAUUCUACGAGCUAGCUAAGAUGCUUCCCCUGCCGGCGGCCAUCACUAGCCAACUAGACAAGGCCUCUAUCAUAAGACUGACCAUCAGUUAUUUAAAGCUGAGAGACUUUUCCGGACACGGCGAUCCACCAUGGACUCGAGAGGCAUCGAGCAGUAGUAAGCUCAAAAGUGCCGCUAUCCGUCGCAGUCCCGCCGUCGAUUUGUUUGAGCAACACCAGGGCACCCACAUUCUGCAGUCUCUCGAUGGCUUCGCUUUGGCAGUGGCGGGGGAUGGACGCUUUCUGUACAUAUCGGAGACCGUGUCUAUUUACCUGGGACUGUCCCAAGUGGAGAUGACAGGCAGCAGCAUCUUCGACUACAUCCACCAGGCAGAUCACUCCGAGAUCGCCGAGCAGCUUGGAUUAAGCCUGACGAGUGGCAGUGGCAGUGGUACAGGUUCCUCGAGCAGCGGAGGGGUGGGCGUCGGUGCAGGAACUGGCAUGGCCUCGCCCACUUCUGGAGCCUCAGAUGAUGGCAGUGGCACACACGGUACGAACAAUCCUGAUGUGGCUGCUUCCAUGACUCAAGCAUCGACAAGUGGCUAUAAGGGCUACGACAGGAGUUUCUGUGUAAGAAUGAAGUCUACUCUCACAAAACGCGGAUGUCAUUUUAAGUCAUCGGGGUACCGGGCCAGCGAUGCAUCGAGCAAUUGCAACGGUAACAAUAACAAUGCUAAAAAUGUUAAGAAUCCGGGCUCAAACUAUUCGGUGGUGCUGCUGCUUUGUAAGCUGCGUCCCCAGUACACCUUUUCCCACAGCCGAAAGUCUCAACCGCCACUCCUUGGAAUGGUAGCUCUGGCCAUCGCCCUACCGCCGCCCUCAGUCCACGAAAUCCGGCUAGAGUGUGACAUGUUCGUCACUCGCGUGAACUUCGAUCUGCGGGUCGCUCAUUGCGAACCAAGGGUGUCUGAUCUUCUGGACUAUGCGCCGGAAGAUUUGGUCAACAAAAGUAUGUACUCGCUGUGUCAUGCCGAGGACGCCAAUCGCUUACGCAAAAGCCAUACGGAUCUGAUCGAAAAGGGACAAGUGCUAACUGGAUACUACCGGCUGAUGAAUAAAAACGGAGGCUACACUUGGCUUCAGACCUGCGCUACCGUCGUCUGCAGCACCAAGAAUGCGGACGAGCAGAAUAUCAUCUGCGUUAACUACGUGAUCAGCAACCGAGAAAAUGAAAACUUGAUUCUGGACUGCUGCCAGUUAGAACCCAGUGUGGAUUGCAUCAAGCACGAGGAGGGGCUUGGAAACGACAAAAGCAGUGGAUCCCCUGGAGGGGAUGCCUCUGGCGAAGGAAACUCGCACUUAAGUGCCGGGGAUAUGAAGCUGAAUUCGCCGAAAACGGACUCAGAAGGACAUUCGCAUCGUGGCAGAGGACGCACAGCGGCAGCCUCCCACGGAAGCGGUCUGAAUAACCUCACUUUGAUUAAAGAAAAUGUCACCCCACUUGGUGUGGAGAGCGACGCCGGAGUGGGAGUUGUGCCCACUACCGUUGCAACCCCCUUACAAUCGGCCACAACAAACGAUACCAGUUCUGGCAACGGAGUGAACGCAAAGCGAAAACGGAAGACUAAGAGUGCCCAGCAAUCAGAGGAGCCAGGAAAAGAUCAAGUGAAUUCGGAGCAGCCUCUAGCAAAACUCCCAGCGAUGGAACAGAGAGAUCACCAGCCGCGGAGUCGACUGCCAUCAAUUGUGGAGGAGCAACCGACAUCAGCGGCGGAAUCAGCAGUUAAAGACCUAGAACAAGCUAUGUCCAAACACCUACCCUCACCGGUGCCUGUGGCCGUAACACAGACCUCGACAGAUUUCAGUACGGAUUCGCUGCUUAAGCAGCAGCAUCAAAUAGAUCCAAACGAAAAAAGUAGCACAAUACAAUGGAUAGGCACUCCGUACCAGCAACCUCCGGCUGCGAUGCCAGCUACUGCUCUUCUGAGGCAGCUUUAUGCCAAUCGAGAGAGUGUGAUUCGUGCCACAGCCAGGCAAACGCCGACUGGAGUAGGACCAGGCGUUUUCUAUGGGGAACAACAAAACGGGCCACUGCCCACGCCGCCAGGAAGCGAGAGCUCGUACGAAAACCAAUAUCUGCAACUUCAUUCUACUACCUCAGGAGGACAUCCUGGUAUUCAGAAAAGUUCUGCAGAUGCUUUUACCAACCUGGUAUCUACCUACGGGGGCUACCACAGCUCUAUUGACUACCACAAUGCCAUGACGCCACCAAGCUCAGUAUCUCCGAGGGAUUCGAAUCAGCCCGGAAAGGUAGCAUCUGUCCUUACCUCGAACGGCGGCUACGAAUACGCAACAGACCCAUUAAGAGGGCAAUAUGUAGCACCUUCGGCAGAAGCAGGACCGGUUGCUUUGCCGUUGAAACCGCAGGCGUACACGGCUACCAUGCACCCGUCAGCUAGCGGCACCACCACCGAAGGCGGCGUCACUUACAGUAAUCUGGACCAGCCGCAAUAUUUUGCUCCGCACUCAAGCUUUCACUUGUACCACAAGACGAGCCCAUCCAGUGGUUGGUACUCCACUCCCUCCUAGGUGCUCGAUGAUCAGGGCCAGACGCAGUGGUGCCAGCGAGACCAGCCUUUCAGCCAUCAAAAUCAAUACGAGGGGUCAUCCACAAGCACAUCUGGACGAUGGGACUUCGUUGGGGCGCUGGGUAAAGUGGCCAGAAUGUUUUUCAGCGCCAGAAAGUGAAAUACGGGAAAGAGGCGAGGUGUCUAGUGGAUAAUCCCUAACACGGGAAUGAGAGAGAAGAUGAAAGAAUGUUAGAAAAUUGAAACUGCAGUCAACUAAUUUUUGUAUGUUAUACAUUUUAUAAAAAUUCGUUCAAGUAAGUUUUUAGUUGAAUUGUGACGGCCCUGAGGCAUAAUUCAUAUUUGUUUUAGAAAAUCUUCCAUUGACCCAAAGAUUCGAAUUUCUUCUACCGACAUCUCCCUCUUGCAAUCCCGAGGAUUUGACUAGGGUUAGAGCCAAAUUUAGUGCGGUUAAAGCAUUCAUUGUUGUUGAAUAAUUUUUAAGUAUGUAAAUUAUGACACUCUCCACACGGACACAUAAACCCAAUGAAAUUAUAAAUACUCAAGAUGCAAUUGAUUUGAAUUAAAAUAUUAAACUGUAAGAAUUAUCUUAAUUACGAAUAGACCUAAACUAAGACUUGCAUACAGUGCCAAGUAACAUUUAAACGAGAAAACUGCGCUAUAAAUAAAUACAAAUAUGAUGAGCGAAUCAAAACUAGACGCGGCUUAAACUUCUUCUCUUCCCAACAAUUGUUAUUAAUUAUUUAAAUUAAUUUGUAAUUUUAAAAUUACUAAGUAAUGCGCAUAUAACUCCAAUAUAUAUUUACAAAUUUUUACAACA